Scatophagus argus is the source of this 1473-nucleotide messenger RNA. It is a transcript of the gene arl5a, whose product is annotated as ADP-ribosylation factor-like 5A. The record is from RefSeq and is a predicted model, not a curated record. Bases 328 to 867 code for a protein of 179 amino acids. The transcript has 6 exons. Gene Ontology annotation, molecular function: GTP binding; GTPase activity. NCBI's taxonomy places the organism in Eukaryota, Metazoa, Chordata, Actinopteri, Scatophagidae. Gene Ontology annotation, biological process: protein localization to Golgi membrane; vesicle-mediated transport; intracellular protein transport. Gene Ontology annotation, cellular component: cytoplasm; trans-Golgi network.
UGUACGCAUGCGCAAAAUUGACAGUUUACUAGCGCAGCGCACUUGAGCCAGCUGAUACCAACCACCAGCUAGCAACGGCGAUUAACGUUUGGGUUUUGUUCACGGCACUACAUUAUCCGUCACGACCUAAUUCUACAUUCCAUGGGAGACAUAAAUGAGAUUGAUUCACACAAGUAUGGCGGUGUACUCGAAAGCUUUGACAGCUGUUCGUCCGUGUAGUUAGCUAACUAGCCUGGUAAAGUUGAUAGCACUGAAUAGCAUCAACGCUAGCUAGCUAAGUUACAGCGGAUUCUUACAAGCUGGCAUCAGAAAACCUAAUCGUCAGCCAUGGGAAUACUAUUUACUAAGCUAUGGAGGCUUUUUAAUCAUCAAGAGCACAAAGUUAUUAUUGUGGGCCUGGACAAUGCUGGCAAGACCACAAUUCUUUACCAGUUUUCAAUGAAUGAAGUGGUACACACCUCUCCUACGAUUGGGAGCAACGUGGAGGAGAUUGUGGUCAACAACACUCAUUUCCUGAUGUGGGACAUUGGCGGCCAGGAGUCCCUUAGGUCAUCAUGGAAUACAUACUACACAAACACGGAGUUUGUCAUUGUGGUCGUGGACAGCACUGACAGAGAAAGGAUCUCAGUGACCAAAGAGGAACUUUACCGCAUGUUAGCACAUGAAGAUCUAAGAAAAGCAGGGCUGCUGAUUUUUGCCAACAAGCAGGAUGUGAAAGGUUGCAUGUCUGUGGCCGAAAUCUCCCAGAGCCUCCAACUUACCUCUGUCAAAGACCACCAGUGGCACAUUCAGGCCUGCUGCGCCCUCACUGGGGAGGGGUUGUGCCAGGGUCUUGAGUGGAUGAUGUCACGGCUGCGCGUGAGAUGAUGACCUUUGACUUUGAUUGAGAGUGCACCCUUGCUCUUUGUGUUUUUUUCUGCCUCCAAACACAAGCUUGAAAUGAGGAUGGCGAGGAGGUCAGUCGACGGAUGGCCCUCCCCUCUUUCCUGUUACACUCACGUUGGCAGACCGUUGCCAGGACAUUAUGUGAUCAUCUGUGAUAAUUUAUUUUACAAAAGACGUUCUGAACACGGAACAAAAAAAAAAAAAACUCGACCUUUUCUCAAGGACAUUGGACAACAAAAGAAACUGAAAUUAUUUAAAGUGAAAUUUCUGCACGAUUCUCCUUUUAGCAAAACACAGCAAAGUGUCUGACUUGGAAAGGUACAUGAACUUACUCUUCAGCUGUGUGUGAGUCUAGCCCACGGUGGCCUUGCAGUAUUGCCGGACUGGCUGUGGCGGUUUUUAUUGCCCCCCUGUGUGUACAGUCCAGUAUUUUCCUUUAACGUGGUGCCUGCAGCAGAAUGUUAAAGCGAUGACAGUUGAUGGUGACUGAAACAUGAAGAAAGGAGGGUAAAAUCACAAAAUGCCCUCUUGCUUUCAGUCUCUAUGAAUAAUCAGUGAAAUAAAGUGUUUUUAUCUGUUUCAGGUGAA